This is a messenger RNA of Postia placenta MAD-698-R-SB12, 675 nucleotides long. RefSeq lists its product as hypothetical. The coding region runs from base 1 to 675 and encodes 224 amino acids. The transcript has 7 exons. Lineage: Eukaryota; Fungi; Basidiomycota; Agaricomycetes; Polyporales; Adustoporiaceae. The record is from RefSeq and is a predicted model, not a curated record. Gene Ontology annotation, cellular component: eRF1 methyltransferase complex. Gene Ontology annotation, molecular function: protein methyltransferase activity; nucleic acid binding; S-adenosylmethionine-dependent methyltransferase activity. Gene Ontology annotation, biological process: methylation.
AUGAUCCCAACGCCAGAUCUGUCGCAUUUGUCGAGAGGAGAUUAUGACCAUGUCUACGAGCCCGCAGAGGAUACUUUCCUGCUCCUGGAUGCCUUGGAACAGGAUGCAACGGAACUUUUAAGGUCAAGGCCACUUAUAUGCUUAGAAAUUGGGUCUGGUUCAGGAUGUGUCUCCAGUUUUCACUCAUUUUCUAAUUAUCCUCCAGUAUAUAUAUCGACGGAUAUCAAUCUACACGCAUGUCGCUGCACUCGGCGGACUGGCCUCCAGAAUAAGAUACCCAUCGACUCUAUCCUGACAUCACUCACUGGUGCACUCAUGCAUCGUCUGUCGCAUGCCGUGGAUGUCCUGCUCUUUAACCCGCCCUAUGUCCCGACCUACUCCGACGAGGCGGAUGAUGCGCAGCAUGAUGCUGGUAUUGCAGGCGCGUGGGCGGGUGGAGCAGAUGGGAUGCAGAUAACAAACACAGUACUCCAGCAGGUUGAGCCAACAGCUGACCAAAGUGUGCAGAGCCUGCUAUCGCCCACAGGUCGGUUCUACCUUGUGGCUGUGAAGGAAAACGACGUUCCUGGAAUUCGUCAGCGCAUGCUCGACGAGCACAGGCUUCAGAGCCAAAUAGUGCUGCAAAGACGCGCAGGCCGCGAACAUCUUUUCGUCGUACGGUUUUCUCGCGGAUAG